CUCCUCCUCCUCCUCCAAAUGGAGAGAGCUCUUUUUCUCCUCUUCUAUUGAAAGUCAGAGUUGGCCGUGACGCGCGGCCCAAGGGAAGAGAGUACGCACAUCUCCGCACAAUGCUGCAAGCAUCCAGCCUUCUGUCGUGUGGGAAUCAUCGCUCCUUUUAAGAGACACUAACACUGUGCUUUUUUGGUUGUUUUUCUACCUUCCUCCUCCUCCUCUUCCUCCUCCUCGGUGAAUGCGGUGCAAAGGCGGCGGAGACCUCCGGAUCACGCAAUGUUGGGAUGGACGGCGCACACUAUUUUGACUCGCCCUCUCCAAGCGGACUAUGAGGUCCCCCCUCCGAGUGAAACUUUGUCGGAUUCCGCCGCCGUCGUCGCCGUCUUUCGGGGAGACACACUCGAGUGGGAAUCGCUGAGCAGCGCACAGUCCCCGCAACAUGGCCUCGGCUGCUAGUGCGCCCCCCGAGCCGGGGACAGGAGAGUCCGGCCGGCCGAGGCUAACGCGGAGGACCCGGGGGAGCUCCAGCCGCGACCCACCGCCGCCUCCUCCGCCGCAGCCGCCGGAUUUGGACUACCUGCAGCGGCCGAGCUACUGCGACGCGGGCUUCGCUUUGGAACAGAUCUCCCAGGGGAAAGCGACUGGGAGGAAAGCGCCGCUAUGGCUGAGAGCAAAGUUCCAGAGACUUUUAUUCAGGCUGGGCUGUUAUAUACAAAAGAACUGUGGAAAGUUUUUAGUGGUGGGCCUCAUGAUUUUCGGAGCUUUCGCGGUGGGCUUACGAGCGGCUAAUUUGGAGACGGACGUGGAGAAACUUUGGGUGGAAGUGGGCGGGCGUGUGAACCAGGAACUGAAGUACACGCGUCAGAAGAUCGGCGAAGAGGCUAUGUUUAACCCGCAGCUCAUGAUCCAGACACCACGGGAGGAGGGAGCCAGCGUUUUGACGGUGAACGCACUGUUGCAGCACCUGGAGUCAGCCAUGCGAGCCAGCAGAGUUCAUGUCUACCUUUAUAACCGGCAAUGGAAAUUAGAACACUUAUGCUACAAAUCAGGAGAACUAGUCACAGAAACACAUUUUAUGGAUCAGAUCAUAGAAAAGCUUCAUCCUUGUCUCAUCAUCACACCUCUUGACUGUUUCUGGGAAGGAGCCAAGCUUCAUUCUGGGAUGGUCUAUCUUCCAGGUAAAGACCCUCUGCAGUGGACCAACUUUGACCCCAAAGAGUUCCUUGACGACUUACGACGGGACCACUUCCCGGUGGACACCUUUGAAGAGAUGUUGGAAAAAGCCAACGUCGGACACGGCUACAUGGAUCGCCCCUGUCUGAACCCCGCCGACCCCGACUGCCCCCUCUCUGCACCCAACAAGAACUCCACCAAGGCGUUGGAUGUGGCGUGGACCCUGAGCGGCGGCUGCUAUGGGCUGUCCAGGAAGUACAUGCACUGGCAGGAGGAACUGAUUGUAGGCGGGACCACCAAGAACGGCAGCGGACCCCUGCUCAGCGCCCAGGCCUUACAGACUAUGUUCCAACUGAUGACUCCCAAGCAGAUGUUCGAGCACUUUCGGGGCUACGAGGAGGUUUCCCACAUCAACUGGAAUGAGGAGAAGGCUGCAGCUAUACUGGAAGCAUGGCAGAGGAGAUAUUCGGAGGCUGUGUUGCAGAGUGUGGCGGCCAACUCAUCCCAGAAGGUCUUGUCUUUCACCACCACCACACUGGAGGACAUUCUCAAGUCCUUCUCGGACAUUAGCGUCAUCCGUGUGGCCAGCGGUUACUUACUGAUGCUGGCCUACGCAUGUCUGACCAUGCUGCGGUGGGACUGUGCCAAAUCUCAGGGGGCUGUAGGGUUGGCGGGCGUACUGCUGGUGACACUGUCAGUGGCGGCAGGUUUGGGACUCUGCUCUCUCUUGGGCAUAUCCUUCAAUGCGGCCACCACACAGGUCUUGCCAUUUUUGGCUCUGGGCGUUGGCGUGGACGACGUCUUCCUCCUCGCGCAUGCCUUUAGCGAGACGGGACAGAACAAGAGGAUCCCUUUCGAGGACCGCACGGGCGAGUGUUUGAAGAGGACAGGGGCCAGCGUGGCACUCACUUCCAUCAGCAACGUCACUGCGUUCUUCAUGGCAGCCCUCAUUCCCAUCCCCGCGCUGCGAGCCUUCUCUUUGCAGGCUGCAGUGGUUGUGGUGUUUAACUUCGCCAUGGUCCUGCUCAUCUUUCCCGCCAUCCUUAGCAUGGAUCUUUACCGACGAGAAGACAGGCGCUUCGACAUUUUCUGUUGCUUCUACAGCCCAUGCGCCAACCGUGUGAUCCAGAUCGAGCCUCAGGCGUACCUGGAUGGAUCAGACGGGAGUCACUACAGCCCCCCACCGUCCUACUGCACGGCCCCGCCCUCAUACUGCACACCUCCCCCCGGCUACAGCAGCCCGCCGCCCUCCUACAGCAGCCACGGCUUCGCCCAGCAGACCCAGAUCACCAUGCAGUCCACCGUGCAACUCAGGACGGAGUACGACCCCCGCACGCAGGCUUUCUACACCACAGCAGAGCCCAGAUCGCAGAUCUCCGUGCAGCCCAUCAACCCGCCUCGUAGCAGGAGCAACCCUCAUAAUGACUAUUACAACAACAACAACAACAAUAAUAAUAGCGGCAGGCGGAGUCAUGUUGCAUCUCGUUACCAUCAUUCCGGGGCUGCACCACAGGAUUCUGCUUCAGGAAAUAGCCAGGUCCCAGAGAAUAACAGCUCAACACGGGACCUGCUCUCUCAAUUCGGAGAGACCUCGCUGGGCAUAAGAUGCAUAGAGCCUCCCUGCACUCGCUGGACCCUGGCUUCUUUUGCCGAGAAGCACUAUGCUCCUUUCCUUCUGCAGUCCACCACUAAGGUGGUGGUGAUCGUGCUCUUCCUCUGCUUGCUGGGAGUCAGUCUGUACGGGACCACCCAAGUGAGGGACGGCCUGGAGCUGACGGACAUUGUGCCCCGAGAAACCAGCGAAUAUGAUUUCAUCGGUGCCCAGUUCAAGUUCUUCUCCUUCUACAACAUGUACGUGGUGACGCAGCGAGCCGAUUAUGCUCAGAACCAGCCCCUGCUGCACCAGCUGCACCAGAGGUUUCGUACUAUCCGCUACGUGCUCAAGGAGGACAACGGACAGCUGCCCCCCAUGUGGCUUCACUACUUCAGGGACUGGCUGCUCGGUCUGCAGCAGGCAUUCGACAAGGACUGGGAGGCCGGUCGCAUCACUCUCAACAGCUAUAAGAACGGCUCUGACGAUGGAGUCCUGGCUUAUAAGCUUCUGGUGCAGACAGGACGUAGAGACAAGCCCAUAAACUUCAACCUGCUGACCCGUCAGAGGCUUGUGGACGCAGAUGGCAUCAUCAACCCCGGAGCGUUCUACAUCUACCUGACAGCCUGGGUCAGCAAUGACCCGGUGGCGUACGCUGCAUCGCAGGCCAACGUCCGCCCACACCCUCCUGAGUGGCUCCACGACCGCACCGAUUCCAUGCCCGAAACGCGCCUCAGCAUCCCAGCCUCAGAGCCCAUCGAAUACGCACAGUUCCCCUUCUACCUCAACGGGCUCCGAGAGACACCGCAGUUUGUGGAGGCCAUCGAAAGUGUGCGAGCCAUCUGCAGCAACUACAGCCGCCAAGGCCUGCCCUCCUACCCCAACGGCUACCCGUUCCUGUUCUGGGAACAGUACGUUAGUCUGCGCCACUGGCUCCUGCUGUCCAUCAGCGUGGUGCUGGCCUGCACCUUUCUGGUCUGCGGCCUCUUCCUGCUCAACCCGUGGACGGCCGGCAUCAUUGUGCUUGUGCUGUCUCUCAUGACAGUGGAGCUGUUUGGCUUCAUGGGGUUGAUGGGAAUCAAGCUGAGCGCCGUCCCCGUGGUCAUCCUGAUCGCCUCGGUGGGCAUUGGAGUGGAGUUCACCGUCCAUGUGGCACUGGCCUUCCUGACAGCCAUAGGGGACCGUCACAAGCGGGCAGUGCUGGCACUGGAGCACAUGUUUGCGCCGGUGCUCGACGGUGCCUUCUCCACUUUGUUAGGCGUUCUGAUGCUGGCGGGCUCGGAGUUCGACUUCAUUGUCAGGUAUUUCUUUGCAGUAUUGGCCAUCCUUACAGUGCUAGGGGUUCUGAACGGAUUGGUCCUUCUUCCAGUGUUGCUGUCCUACUUUGGGCCCUAUCCUGAGGUGUCUCCAGUGGAUGGCCGCAGCAGGUUACCCACCCCUGAGUCCCCGUCCCACGUGGUCCACUUCUCAGUCCGUCCUCAUCCCACAGCAUCGGCCUCAACCACCUCGGGUGCAGCCUCAGACUCCUCAGAUUCCGAGUACAGCUCCAACAGCAGUGCAUCGGGCGUCAGCCAGGAGCUGCAGAGCUACAGCAUGCCCUCUCAUAGAGGACAAGCUGGAGUGGAGCAGCAGCAGCAGCAGCAGCAGCAAUACCACCUGCACACCACCAGGGGCAGACCAGGCAGGACAGAGGAGGAAAGGAGGGCAGGAUCGAGGCACAGGCGCUCAGCCAGGCAACCCGACCCCCCAGCUUAUAGAGUGUCCUCGUCUCAGGGUUGUAAUGCCGGGCCACCGCCCAGCACCACUCAACAUAACAGGGACCCCAAGGGCCAGCCUUCCCGGCACGCCCAGCCCCCACCCCGCCCGCGCACGGACGCUUUCGAAACCUCGACUGAUGCCGGAGGCCACUUUGCGGCUCACGGCCACAGGGAACACUUGGCGGGCCACCGGGGGCGCGCCCACACUCACCACCACCCCAACCCUUAUGGCCAGCCAAUCACCACGGUGACGGCGUCGGCCUCUGUCACUGUCGCCGUCCACCCCGCCGGCUCCUCUUACCCGGGAUACACUGCAACGGACAGUUACUGCCAGGAGGAGCCCUCCUUCCAGGACCCACAUGUGCCUGUGGACCCCCACGCAGGUGAAACCAAGGUGGAGGCCAUGGAGCUCCAGGAUCUGGAGUUUGAGGCAACUGAAAGCAACAGAGGCAGGCGGGCCAGCUGAGUGGCGCUGUGUGUGCGUGUCAUGGCCAAAGAUGGACUUUCUUCUUUUGUAAAGCUACGCCUGGCACACCUGGGUCCAGCCUGUCUCGCCUCUGGUCCUCAUCAGCCUCCAGUGUUCCUGUCAUGGUGCUCAUUGUCGCUGUAACCCAGUUGUCUCUUGUCUUAAAUAUAUGUUCGUCUAUAUUUAAAAAGUUGUAUACAUAUGCACAUAUGAACAAAAACAAAGUAGCUAUAACAGACUGGGGCUGCCAUUUUUGAUGGCGCGCAUGUGUGUGUGUGUGUGUGUGUGUGUGUGUAUUUGUGAGUGAGAGAGAGAGAGAUGUUCAUUUACUGUUCACUCGUCUGAUUCAUUUGAACAAAACAUGUCCCUGCUCACAAUAUGUUGACAUCAUCGUACAAUAUGAACUAUGCAAAUGUAGAAAGGAGUGUGUGUGUGUGUGUGUGUGUAUAUAUAUAAAGUGAUACAAUGUCAUGGAACAUACUAGGGAUGGGCACUAUUGGGGGUGGGUGAAAGGCAAAGUUGUUGAAAUAAAAUUAAACUUAAAAAAAAACAGCAAAAUGUAAAGAGAAGAAGCCAAAAUAUAUUAAAUAAAGCUACUGAUAACUAAUCAAAGUUUUGUCUUUAAAUAUAUAUACUUUCUUUAGCCUUUUUAUAAAAUUUUCAAAUAUUAAAGUGGUGCCCCGCAUCCUUUGAUUUUCAGUAUACGGCCCUCGGUGGAAACAUUUUGGACACCCCUCCCUUUGGACUAUUUUAAGCUGAAUCAACAGUGCCUCUGCUGGUCACAGCCAAGUACUGCACCCCUCAACUGCUUCAAUUCCACACCAAAUUCUGAACAAAUGAUGAAUCCAUCAGCGUGCCCAUCCCUAGAUCAUAAAUCCGAACCAUCCUGGCCUAACUUUUACGCUCAUUUUAAACGAUGACGGACAUUGUUAACUUAAGUGUGUGCAUGUGUGUAUAUAAAGGUGUGUGAUGAUGACUGUACAAAGGUACGCAUGGUAAAAUAUCACAAACCUGUGGUAGUUUUGUAACAAUAACUGUUUUAACUCAACACGCUAUGCGUGCUAUUUAAGACGAGCAGAUACAGUAUGAAGACUUUUUCCUUUUCUUUUUUCUUUUUUUUUUAAAUUAAGCUGUUUGUUUUUAAAGUCACUGCCUCUGCAUUGGCACCUGUUAGUGCACUCAGCUUUAUAUAAAUGUGUUAGUGUUUCUUGUUCUGUGUUGUUUAACCGUAGCAGGCUAAAAAAAAAAAAAAAAAACAGGUUUUAUCCACCUCAGAAACUUCUGGAACAGGGUCCACGUGUGUGGCUCUGCGUCUAGCGGAUAAGCUAACCACAUACUGUACAAGUGGACGCAACGUGGCACUUGACUUCAACUCACAGGAACGUCGCUCCCCCUCACGUAGCUCUUUUUUUCUGGUUCUCACCAACCGAUAAGCUAGCUAACCCAUAUAGCCUGCUGACGGCUAAAUGCUACAUGACCAUACCGUCCUCCGUCUUUCUUUGUGUCCUUAGUCCUUUUGAAGUGACAGUAACACAACUGGCGUUCGGCUUGAGUUGUCCCCCACUAAUUCGCCACAUGUUAGCGCUAUGAUGCUAACUGGACACACACUUCCUACAAAUGCCAAAUGACAUAGCCCUUCACUUCCUGUUUAAUCAGUGUCACUUCCCGUCACAUGAGCUGCUUGCAUGAAAUAGGGUGGUUUUUUGUUUUGUUUCGUUUUCUCCACUUGUCAUAUUGGCAUUACUGGAGAGAAUCCUAGCUGGCAACUAUUUUAUUCAAUUUUAAAUAUUUUUUGGUUUUCAACACUCAAUUGCGAUAUUUAUAUUUUUGUAAUAUAAGGUGUUUUUUUGUCAUUAUUGUUGUGAUGCCAGUGGAUAACAAAUGCAGGGAUUUUUAUUGAAAAAAAACACUAUUACAGUUUAAUGUUUUGUCAUUAAUGGAGUUUUGAUCUGUAUAAAGUGCUUACUAAUGUUAAAUAGGAGAAAAGAUUAUAUAACAUUUUACACUACAGGUCUCAUCAUAGCUCUUAGAGGAUUCUUAAAAGGAAAAUGGAAAAAAAAACAACAGAUCAGUGAUUCUUCCAGUCGGUGGGCAUGGAUGUAUGCUGUUUUUCAGUUACAAAGAUAAAUGUAUGCCAUAUAAUUUAUUUAUAUGAAAAUUUAUUUUUGUAGUGUACAUAGUAGUUGUCAAGGCUAUUUGACAGAAGUAUAUUUUAAAGAGUUUAUAUGUAAUGAUAUUACAGUACCAUAACGGGAAAGGAGAUUUUUGUUUUUGUUUUUGUUUGUUUGUUUGUUUUUAAAGGUGCACACUUUUGAUUUGAAACCGUCUUGUGAGACAACGUCAACACCUCCCCUUCAGUAUUACACAGCUGUUUGUGUGCCCGUCAAAGUAGGACAUUGUACUAGCUCGCAAAAAUAUUCAACAUGUUCAAACACUGAUAGAAUUCUAACAAAUAAUAAAAAAAAUAUAACUUAUUUGUGUCUUUGUUCAUAACUUUAAUUAAAAAACACAAUUGCAAACAAGUUAUUUGUGUGUGUGUCUUCUUUUAUUUCAUGGUGCAGAAAGGUGCAGACAAAAGUGAAGGCAGCAUGAGCCACAAACAAGCGGCAAAUGACGGCCUGCCAAAGCAUCUUUUGGCAGGAAAGGUUGAAUUUUGUGAUGAAAACUGAUAUGACAGCUGGAUAAUGAUGCUAAACAUACUCUAAACUGGAUUUUUUUUUAGUGCUUCGUUUUUUUUAUUACAGCGUACGAAUGCUGAUACAGGCCGAGCCUGGCCCUUUAAGAAGAAAUUGCAUAGUGGGAACUUGA
This is a messenger RNA of Dunckerocampus dactyliophorus (ringed pipefish), 7789 nucleotides long. It is a transcript of the gene ptch1, whose product is annotated as patched 1. Gene Ontology annotation, molecular function: smoothened binding; hedgehog receptor activity; hedgehog family protein binding. Gene Ontology annotation, cellular component: plasma membrane. The transcript is spliced from 24 exons. Gene Ontology annotation, biological process: smoothened signaling pathway. Bases 434 to 4981 code for a protein of 1515 amino acids. Lineage: Eukaryota; Metazoa; Chordata; Actinopteri; Syngnathiformes; Syngnathidae. The record is from RefSeq and is a predicted model, not a curated record.